UGAGUUUUCAUUACUUGUGAUUCGAAAGUAAAAGUUAUGAUCACUAUAUAAAGGAAAUCCGACUGCAAGCAGUCACAGGAGACGCACUUAUAACAACAGGAAAACGCAUUAUAAUAAGGCACGAUAAAAAAGCUCCUCCGCAUCGCGCCGGACUCGAGAAAGCAUCAUCACGCAAGAGAUAGUGGAUAGUGGAGAAGUGGACUCUCAGAGCGAGGAACAGGAUUUAACAUGGAGUUGGCACUGGAGAAGGCUAAAGAAGAGCAAGAGGAGUGGGGACAACAAAUGGAGUUAGCGAUGGAAAAAGCCAGAGAUGAGCAAGAGGAGUGGGGAAAACAAGUGGAGUUGGCACUGGAAAAGUGGAAAGAUGAGCAAGAGGAGAGGGGCCAACAAGCGGAGUUAGCACUGGAAAAGUGGAAAGAUGAGCAAGAGGAGUUGUCAGAACAAAUGGGGUUAGCAAUGGAGUUAGCAAUGGAAAAAGCCAGAGAUGAGCAAGAGGAGUGGGGAAAACAAAUGGAGUUGGCACUGGAAAAGUGGAAAGAUGAGCAAGAGGAGAGGGACCAACAAGCAGAGUUAGCACUGGAAGAGUGGAAAGAUGAGCAAGAGGAGUUGUCAGAACAAAUGGGGUUAGCAAUGGAGUUAGCGAUGGAAAAAGCAAGAGAUGAGCAAGAGGAGUGGGGACAACAAAUGUAGUUAGCAUUGGAAAAGUUUAAAGAUGAGCAAGAGGAGUUGGCGCAACAACUGGAGUCAGAGGUGGAAAAGGCAUUCGCAAAAUGAGGAGUUAGCAGAACAAUCAAUGUAGAGGAAGAUGGUGAAGGAAACAGAAGUAACCUGCUGAAUACGAUGAGGAGGAGGAAGCCUCUCAAGAUGAUAUGUUGGAGAACGAGUGACUUUCUAUUGCCUCAUCCUAAUCCACA
Molecule: messenger RNA, 914 nt
Organism: Carassius carassius (crucian carp)
Lineage: Eukaryota; Metazoa; Chordata; Actinopteri; Cypriniformes; Cyprinidae
Product: cilia- and flagella-associated protein 251-like
Exons: 2
Coding region: 229-690 (153 amino acids)
Source: RefSeq, a predicted model, not a curated record